AUGGUACACAAUCGACUGCCCCCCCAGGACAAGAAUGCCACGGCCCAGACCCUCGACUAUGCCCUGGGCAACCUCGGUGGCCGGCGCAAGAGCUGGAUGCUACCGCCUGGGGGAGGAGGGGGAGUAGGGGCAUCAACAGUGGCAGUAACAACAGUAACAACACCAACAACACCCGGAGCAACAGGAAGAGGCGCGGCGCCCAUAUCUUCACCCAUUGAUCCCGCAGAACUCACGACAAACCCUCUUCCUUUCAAGGUGCGCGGUCGCGUAAGGCCGAGGAAACAUGGCGUGCAGUUGCCCAAACGUCCCACAAUCAAACCACCAUCCAGGCGACAGUCGGAAUCUGUUUCCAACUCCACCUCGCCCCAGCUCCCAAACGUCACGGUCCGCCACAACAGCGCCAGCCAUGCGCCAUCAGGAGUUAAUAGUGUCUUUCCCUCGCCCGCCCCAAGCGAAGAGAACAUGGGAAAUGCGGCCGCGACACCGACUACGGUAGCUGACAUGUUUCAGCCAAUGUACGUGCCGGAUACACCAACUGAAGCCGCUUCCAUCGACACAGCACGCCGUGAGAGCCUUGGGAAUGUCCAGCAUGACAAUAUGCCUUCUACAACCACAGUUCGUCCAAUGUCAACACACGUCAGCAGCCCAAUAGUCGAGCGCACUCCAUCCGUUGGAGGCCAUGCAAACAACCAGAUGCCGUCGCCACAGUUGGCACAAGGCGUGCAGUUCCAAGACCCCCGCGCCAAUAGAACACCGCCUCAGCCACAUCCGCCCUUUGCCCCCCCACGUCCCUUGUCCCGGCCUUCGUCCCGGCCAUCGCUACCCCCACCCUCUCCUGUCGUUGCGCAGAAUGCUACUGUUCCUACGCCACGGUCCACCCCACAAAUACCCUCAAUAAGUCCCCACGAAUGGUAUACUGUCGACGACUGCCGAAGGCUAUUGGAUGCUUUCUGUCCCCCCUCAUCGGCAACGCCAAUAAAUAACCUCAACGGGCUGAGGAUGAGAGUUUUACGCGAUGCUGUCGAGAGUGCUGACUGGACCUAUCUUACCAUGCACCAGUUCUACUGCAUGUUCACUUAUUGCCCCAACCAACUGCCACACUCGGUGAGGAACAUGCCGGACUUGGAGGUUGCUAUUGAUGUCAUGGCCCAAGCACUUAGCAACAACAUGACGCUGACGCCCUUUUACCUGCAAUUCUUCUCAACCUUUCCUUACCACCGUCUCUUCUUCCUCUGUAUUAUGCGGCGCAUCUGGCCCGUCAACGAUCUUGCGAUCAAGACUCCAUUUGAGGAAAAAGCGCUUGCCAUCUUUUCGCAAAACCAGAUGUCGUUUCGCCGACAAACGUUGGGACAGCAUCAAAACCAGACAGAAGGUCAAACGUACGAAGCAUUUGCUUCUGCACUAAAACAGCUAGUCGAAACGCUUUCAUUGGCCGGCCAUCAAAAUAGUGUGUCUCCACUGCAGCAACAACAACAGCUACAGCAGGAACAGCAAAAUCAGUACCAAGUGCAACGAGAGCGGCAGAGGCAGUAUCAGGAACAACAGCAACAACUACAUCAAGAGCGAUUGCGUCAAGACGAGUUACGUAAAGCACAAUUGCGGCAGCAGCACCAGCAGUUACGACAGAUAUAUCAAGAGCAACAAUUGCUGCAGCAGCAACAGCAUCCACAAGAGCAAGCACGCGGGGAACUAAUACGCACGGAACAACAACAUCAAGCUCCACUGCAGCGGGAACGACAACAGCAACAGCAGAUACAACAACAACAUCAAGUACUAGAGCAGCGGCAACAACUACCUCCAGGUGUGUUUCGACCAAAUUAUCCGCUAGCACAACUGCCACCUCCAUCUGCUAUUCUUCCAUCGCAGACGCAACAACAGUCUCCGAUUCAUCAAUUCCAACCGGAGCCAUUGAAUCUUCAGCUUCCACCGUGGCCGACUUCAAAUCCUCAGUUUCAAGUUCAACAGCCUGCAACUCCCCAACUUCCGACGCCACAAUCUGCAGAUUCCCAGGUUCAAGCGCCACAAUUUGCAAAUCCUCAGAUUCAAGUCUCUACAAACACACACGUUCAGCACAACUAUCCAGCAUCAUUUGGCAACCGCCCUGAAAUUUCGCGUCUCAAUACAUCAUUCAAUCCGCUGGCCGUCAUCCAACAGUCCCGUACACGGCCUCGGCCUGUUGCGUCAAAUUCACGAGGAACGCCUUUACUUCCACCUGCAGGAUGGCAACAGCCUCUACAGCGAGAACCUAACCCUGUGCGCUUCAGUCUUCAUCAAGCUAACCUUCAAAGCCCAGUACUGCGCGCAAAGACCAUUUCGUCGCCUCUCUACAUUUUUCAAGAUGGAUUUAUGAGGCGUCCUGAGCGACCAUCGAACCCCAGCCUUUCAGUUGAGAAAUGGAAUUUUACGGUAUGCCGUGAAGACAUGAAUAGGCUUCCACGAUCAAACUGCGCCGGAGGUGAAGUGGCCAGGGAAAUUGACCAGAACAGUAAACUCAUCCGUCUGCGUUGCAUCAAAUGGGGCAAACCCGAAGACCCAAGCGACGCCGCCUGGGCAGCCGCCGACACCAAAUGGAUCCCACGCUCCUACUUCUCCUUGAAUGGUCACCACCUCGAACAACGUAAAAAGCUGCACCACGGCAAAGACAUGCCCAUCGACAUUACCGAUCUUGUCACCGAAGGCGAAAACACACUCGAAUUCACCGUCCUAACCUCAAUCAAUGACACAGCCCACCACGCCUACUCCAUCGGCGUAGAAACCGUCGGCGUCGCAACCCACGACUCGAUUCGCGGACAAGUGACCAACCAAAACUACGUGCCCUCUGAAAAAGUCCUCGCCGCCAUACAAGACCAACUCUCCAAGUCCACGAAUGACGAUGACGACAUCGCCGUCGUUUCAGACUCCACCCUCACAAUCACCCUCUUCGACCCCUUUUACCAAUCCCGCUUCUGCGACAUUCCCGUCCGCGCAAAAUCCUGCCUUCACAACAAUUGCUUCGACCUAGAAACUUUCUUAUCAACGCGGACGCGCAAGGCAGACGCAUCGGUGGCGGACCAAUGGCGUUGUCCAAUUUGCAGGGGUGACGCUAGACCGCACACGCUGCUUGUGGAUGGUUUUGUAAAGGAGAUUUGUGAGGACUUGCCUAAGAGGGGGUUGGGCGGUACGAGGGCGGUUGUGGUGGAGAAGAAUGGGAGGUGGGAGCCGAAAAAGGAGGUUAGGGAGGGGGUUUGUGAUGAUGAUGUUGAGGCUAGGGAUAGGGAUAGGGAUAGGGAGAGGGAGAGGGAGAAGAGGGAGAGGGAGAGGGAGAAGAAGGAAAGGGAGAGGGAGAAGAAGAGGAGUUUUGUGCCGGAUGAUGUUGAGGUUAUUGAUUUGUGUGAUUGA
Pyrenophora tritici-repentis Pt-1C-BFP is the source of this 3378-nucleotide messenger RNA. RefSeq names its product Atrophin-1 multi-domain protein. NCBI's taxonomy places the organism in Eukaryota, Fungi, Ascomycota, Dothideomycetes, Pleosporales, Pleosporaceae. The record is from RefSeq and is a predicted model, not a curated record.